Messenger RNA from Gekko japonicus, 2172 nucleotides. It is a transcript of the gene CPSF6, whose product is annotated as cleavage and polyadenylation specific factor 6. NCBI's taxonomy places the organism in Eukaryota, Metazoa, Chordata, Lepidosauria, Squamata, Gekkonidae. The transcript is spliced from 10 exons. Gene Ontology annotation, biological process: mRNA alternative polyadenylation. Gene Ontology annotation, cellular component: mRNA cleavage and polyadenylation specificity factor complex. The record is from RefSeq and is a predicted model, not a curated record. Gene Ontology annotation, molecular function: mRNA binding. Bases 1 to 1605 code for a protein of 534 amino acids.
AUGGCGGACGGCGUGGACCACAUCGAUAUCUACGCCGAUGUGGGAGAGGAGUUUAACCAGGAAGCAGAAUACGGUGGGCAUGACCAAAUAGACUUGUAUGACGACGUCAUUUCUCCAUCUGCCAAUAACGGCGAUGCACCAGAGGACCGUGAUUAUAUGGACUCUCUCCCACCCUCUGUUGGAGAUGAUGUAGGCAAAGGAUCAGCACCAAAUGUUGUCUACACAUAUACAGGAAAGAGAAUUGCAUUGUAUAUUGGAAAUCUUACUUGGUGGACCACAGAUGAAGAUUUAACUGAAGCAGUUCAUUCACUUGGUGUAAAUGAUAUUCUGGAGAUAAAAUUUUUUGAAAAUCGUGCUAAUGGUCAGUCAAAGGGGUUUGCUCUUGUAGGUGUAGGAUCUGAAGCCUCUUCCAAAAAACUAAUGGAUCUAUUACCUAAAAGAGAAUUGCAUGGUCAGAAUCCAGUUGUAACUCCAUGUAAUAAGCAGUUUCUGAGUCAAUUUGAACUGCAAUCAAGGAAAACUACACAGUCAGGCCAGAUGUCAGGAGAAGGAAAAGCUGGUCCUCCAGGAGGCAGUUCACGGGCAACCUUUCCACCAAGUAACAGAGGGAGGGGUCGUUUUCCUGGUGCUCUACCUGGGGGGGACAGAUUUCCUGGCCCAGCUGGACCAGGAGGACCACCACCACCCUUUCCAGCUGGACAAACUCCUCCACGUCCACCUCUAGGCCCUCCUGGCCCACCAGGCCCUCCAGGUCCUCCACCACCUGGCCAGGUUCUGCCUCCUCCAUUAACUGGUCCUCCCAAUCGUGGUGACCGUCCUCCUCCUCCAGUUCUGUUUCCUGGACAGCCAUUUGGCCAGCCUCCAUUGGGUCCACUCCCCCCUGGUCCUCCACCUCCAGUUCCGGGCUAUGGCCCACCACCAGGCCCUCCACCCCCGCAACAGGGUCCUCCUCCACCCCCAGGCCCUUUUCCCCCUCGUCCACCUGGUCCACUAGGGCCACCUCUAACACUGGCUCCUCCUCCUCAUUUGCCUGGACCACCACCAGGUGCUCCCCCACCAGCCCCACACGUGAAUCCAGCUUUCUUCCCCCCACCAGCCAACAGUGGUAUACCUACAUCAGACAGCCGUGGUCCACCACCGUCAGACCCAUAUGGCCGACCUCCACCAUACGACAGAGGUGAUUAUGGGCCGCCAGGCAGAGAAAUGGAUGCUGCAAGGACACCUUUAAGUGAAGCAGAAUUUGAAGAAAUCAUGAAUAGAAAUAGGGCUAUCUCUAGCAGCGCCAUUUCAAGAGCUGUUUCAGAUGCCAGUGCCGGAGACUAUGGAAGUGCUAUAGAAACUUUGGUGACUGCAAUUUCUUUAAUUAAACAAUCCAAAGUGUCUGCUGAUGAUCGCUGCAAAGUACUUAUUAGCUCUCUGCAAGAUUGCCUUCAUGGAAUUGAGUCAAAGUCUUAUGGUUCCGGGUCAAGGCGCCACAAAUCUCGUAGCAGAGAUCGCCAUGAUGAUUAUUACCGGGAAAGAAGCCGAGAACGUGAGAGACAUCGUGACCGCGAUAGAGACCGUGACAGAGAGCGGGAUCGAGAACGAGAGUAUCGUCAUCGUUAAAGGAGCUGAUGGAAGAGGAACACCUCAACAGAUAAGAAACUUCAUGGAAAGAGGCUUGUCCAGCAGUUUGCUUCAUGUGAUCGAUCAGAGCCUGUAAAGAUUCAUGGAUAAAAUGAACAGGAAUAGAUCUGAAUAAGGCAAAUCUGCAUACAUGGUAACCAGUAGCUCUCUUACAUUUUUAUGUUGCUUAGCUGUUUUAUUUGAAGGAACCUGUGUGAUUUAAAAUGUAUAGCUUCUUGCAACUUUAUUACUGGUUAUAUACGUUUGAAAAUUAAAAUGUGCAAGCAAUGGAAAAAAGUCAAGUAAAUGCUUGUUUUUAUAGUAGUUGGUUCUUGUUUAAAUGUUCAUAUGAUAAUGUCUGUAAAGAGCACCAAAUUGAUUACAGUAGAUGUAGUGUUGUAAUAAACUGUUUAAUGGGGCUGAUGUGUAAAGCUGUUCAAGUUAUUUGAUGUUUACACCUCAGGGAGUGUCUUGUGUUCAGCAAUAUUUAAUGGUGUUGUCUCUAACAAAACAUUGCAUAUUUUUUGCAUAUGCAUCAACCUAUUGUAUCAGAAUAACUGGCAUUUG